UUCUUUUUUUAUCUAGAAUUGAAUUCUGUUUUUAUUGUUUAAAACAAACAGAUUAUAUCUUAAAUCAUAUAAUACUACUAUACAUGCGAGUUGAGAAAUAUAUAGAAAAGUCUCCAAAUCAAUCUCUUCUAUAUGCAUCACCACUUAAUUAUCAUAUUUUCAAAUUGAGAAACAAUUAUCUAGUACAAUCUUACAGUCUAGUGCCAUACAAUUAUAUCGUUAUAGAGAGCCUAUCCAAAUUUUUUAAAAAUGCAUUAUGUCAAGUUGAAUUUUGUAGGUAAAUUCAUAGAGAACACACUAAUAUAAAAUAGUGGACAAAAUGUCUCUGUUACAUACUAUAUGAUUUACAAUUUUUUGAAUUGUUUAAACGGAAAGGACCAUUUGCAUUUUUCACUUUCCUAUGCGGCCGCUAGAUGUCAUCAUAUUACUAGGCCACUAUAGUUCACUUUUUUAAUAAACAAAAACCCACUUUGAUCUGCAUAUCCACCUGGAUCACAUACAAAACCCUAUUUCCCCUUUUUGUUUUUAACCUUCUUUAAUCAGCAAGAACAGCCAAAAAGAUCAACCAAAUCUCAGAUCUUUCAUGGACCACUUCUCUUGCAAGAAUACAAACAAGAUGGCCAGGACCCACGUUGUUGUCGGUUCCAGACCGUGUUGUUUCUUCUGUGCCAUGGAGGAAAAAGACCCUUGUGUUAGAAAAGCAUGGUUAGAGUUAUCUCUGAGAGAUAUGCACAUGACAAGAGACGACACAGAGCUUGCUCUAACACUCAGUUUUAUCUGGAGAUACGCCAUGUCUGACCCCGAGAACCCCGAGUUACCGACUCUCGGGGUCUUUGAGUGCAUGACAAGGUUGAUGAAGAAAGGUCUUGAGGAUGUAGAAUGGGUAAUGACUGGCCAAAAUGUGUAUGUUCCUUACUAUGCUGCUCAUAUCAUUGGAUCUUACACCAUGAAGAACUCUGAGUUUGCUGCAAAAGCAGUGGAGUCUGGGGUAAUAGCUCCAUUGCUUGAGCUUAUGAGAGGUAAAAUGAGUUGGGUGGAGCAAAGAGUAGUGGUUAGGGCGUUAGGUCACUUGGCGAGCUACGAGACAACGUUUGAGGCAGUGGCUGCGUACGAGAAUGAAGUAAUGAGAUUAGCCAUGGAGAUUGCAACGACAUGUGUUGAUGUUGUGUAUGAGGAGUUUGUAAGUGUUCAAGAAAAAGGAAGAGUGAGGUAUCACAGUGAAUUGCUUACUAGAGGACUUGGAGGGUUAGAGAUGGAAGACCGAAAAGCCGAGGAAUGGGCAAGCCAACUCCAAUGCUGGUCACUACAUUUACUCAAUUGCUUUGCUUACAAGCAAAGGUGUAUUUCUCUUAUUUGCAACAAAACCUUUCUCAAGGAGCUUAGCCAAAUGUGGGGUGGAUUGGUUAACCAAACUUCUCCUGCAGGAAUCGGUCUAAUUCGGAUUAUUUGCUAUAGUAAACAAGGGCGAAGACAUGUAUCGGGAUCGAGAGAAAUGAUACUGAGUCUAUGCAAUCUCUCCCGGUCUUCUGAUGAUUGGCAAUACAUGGGUAUAGAUUGCCUACUGCUCCUUCUUAAAGACCAAGAAACAAGGUACAAAGUCUUAGAGAUGUCAUUGUUUUAUCUAGUAGACCUAGUUGAGCUUAAAGCUCUUAACGUCAGACCAAACCUAGGUGAUAGAAUAACUAAGGUUCUUGUAAUGCAUUACAACACAAAGAAAGGUUGUGUUUACUCUCACAAGGCCCAAAAGGCUUUGAAAGAACUAUGGAGGAAUAAAGUAGAGAGGAGAAAGAGGGAGCGAAAGUUUAUGAGUAAGAAUAAAGAAUUUCUGACAGAGACAAGUGUUGUCGUAAAUUUGAUUAAGCAGCAAGCAAACCAAUUGCUUUGUGUAGGAGACAUAGAGGGAGCUAUUAAAUGCUACAACGAAGCGAUAGGCUUAUGUCCUUUGAAACUUAGGAGAAAGAGAAUGAUUCUUUAUAGCGAAAGAGGAGAGUGUUACUUACUUCUUGGAGAUGUAGAUGCGGCUAUAAGUGAUUGCACAAGAGCUCUUUGCUUGUCGGAACCAGUGAAUUCACAUGGUAAGAGUCUUUGGACAAGGUCAAGAGCUUAUGACAUCAAAGGGCUUUCAAGAGAAAGCUUGAUGGAUUGUAUCAUGUUUGUCAAUGGCCGCUGCUUUCGUGGUAAUAUUCCUUACUAUGCUGCUCAAAUGAUCAGCAAACAGAUGGAGGCUACAUGGCUUUUUGAAGAGGCUAGAGCAUCAAAGCUUAGAAGAAUGAUGCACAAGGAGAAAUAUCACUUAACUGGUUUGUCGACGAUCACAGAAGAACCUGGGAAGAAGAGGGAAGGAAUGAUGGUGCAAAGGAAGAAACUUGAUCUCUUGGAUUGAUUAAUCUAUGUAGCAUCUUAUUCUGUCUCACUAUUUUUUUCUUUUCGUUUUAUAUUAGAAAGUUUGGUACUUUUGUGAUGGAUUAGUAUCGAAUUGUCAAAGAGUUUUAAGUGUUGCAUGACUCAAAAUCAAUAUGUACUACUAGAAAAUCUUGUUCUUAUUUAUAUCGGGUUUUUUUUUUU
This is a messenger RNA of Arabidopsis lyrata subsp. lyrata, 2565 nucleotides long. RefSeq lists its product as uncharacterized. Gene Ontology annotation, molecular function: protein binding. The record is from RefSeq and is a predicted model, not a curated record. The transcript is spliced from 2 exons. The coding region runs from base 584 to 2383 and encodes 599 amino acids. Lineage: Eukaryota; Viridiplantae; Streptophyta; Magnoliopsida; Brassicales; Brassicaceae.